AUGACCGAUGUCGUUUCUUUCUACAAGAAAUUACCAAGUGGUCCAGCUCCAGCUUUCAAGAAGCCUACUUCUCCUCUCGGUAAGUACAAGGCUGCUUACUUCGAAGGUGACAACGCUUCCGGUAAGCCAUUACUCCACUUGGCUCUUAUUGUCGGUAUCUUGGGCUACACUUGGGAAUACCAAUCUCACUUAAAGCACCACAAAGGUCACUAA
Messenger RNA from Debaryomyces tyrocola, 213 nucleotides. NCBI's taxonomy places the organism in Eukaryota, Fungi, Ascomycota, Pichiomycetes, Serinales, Debaryomycetaceae. The record is from the annotation of a GenBank genome assembly.